Chinchilla lanigera (long-tailed chinchilla) is the source of this 2014-nucleotide messenger RNA. RefSeq names its product atypical chemokine receptor 3 (gene Ackr3). Gene Ontology annotation, cellular component: membrane. The coding region runs from base 153 to 1241 and encodes 362 amino acids. Gene Ontology annotation, biological process: angiogenesis; vasculogenesis; chemotaxis. NCBI's taxonomy places the organism in Eukaryota, Metazoa, Chordata, Mammalia, Rodentia, Chinchillidae. The record is from RefSeq and is a predicted model, not a curated record. The transcript has 2 exons. Gene Ontology annotation, molecular function: G protein-coupled receptor activity; chemokine binding; coreceptor activity.
GCGGGUCUGCGGCCCGGGAGCUCAGUCGCUCCAAACCGCUCUGGGCUAAGGGAGCGAUCGCGCCUCUGGGAAGGCGAGCUGCAGCCGUCCGCCGUUCGGCGAGCUUUCCUGGUGGGUUUUGCUGUCGGUUAUUCAGCCGCCCGCUCUAGACCAUGGAUCUACACCUCUUUGACUACUCAGAGCCGGGGAACUACUCGGACAUCAGCUGGCCAUGCAACAGCAGCGACUGCAUCGUGGUGGACACCAUGCAGUGCCCCAUCAUGCCCCACAAGAGCGUGCUGCUCUACACGCUCUCCUUCCUGUACAUCUUCAUCUUCGUCAUCGGCAUGAUCGCCAACUCCGUGGUGGUCUGGGUGAACAUCCAGGCCAAGACCACAGGCUACGACACGCACUGCUACAUUCUGAACCUGGCUAUCGCGGACCUGUGGGUGGUCAUCACCAUCCCGGUGUGGGUGGUCAGCCUGGUGCAGCAUAACCAGUGGCCCAUGGGCGAGCUCACCUGCAAGGUCACGCACCUCAUCUUCUCCAUCAACCUCUUUGGCAGCAUCUUCUUCCUCACAUGCAUGAGCGUGGACCGCUACCUCUCCAUCACCUACUUCACCAGCACUUCCAGCUGCAAGAAGAAGUUGGUGCGGCGUGUUGUCUGCGUCCUGGUGUGGCUACUGGCCUUCUGCGUGUCCCUGCCUGACACCUACUACCUGAAGACCGUCACAUCUGCAUCCAACAACGAGACCUACUGCCGGUCCUUCUACCCCGAGCACAACAUCAAGGAGUGGCUCAUCGGCAUGGAGCUGGUCUCCGUCAUCCUGGGCUUCGCUGUCCCCUUCUCCGUCAUCGCCGUCUUCUACUUCCUACUCGCCAGAGCCAUCUCGGCGUCCGGCGACCAGGAAAAGCACAGCAGCCGGAAGAUCAUCUUCUCCUACGUGGUGGUGUUCCUCGUGUGCUGGCUGCCCUACCACGUCGUGGUGCUCCUGGACAUCUUCUCCAUCUUGCACUACAUCCCCUUCACCUGCCAGCUGGAGAACGGACUCUUCACAGCCCUGCAUGUCACACAGUGCUUGUCGCUGGUGCACUGCUGCGUCAACCCCGUGCUGUACAGCUUCAUCAACCGCAACUACAGGUACGAGCUGAUGAAGGCCUUCAUUUUCAAGUACUCAGCCAAAACCGGCCUCACCAAGCUCAUCGAUGCCUCCAGAGUGUCUGAGACGGAGUACUCGGCAUUGGAGCAAAACACCAAGUGAGCUGCUCUGCGGAGGCCUGGGGACGUGUGUGCUUGUGAGGACAGGGGCAUCGGGCCACUUGGUUUCUGAAGGCGAGCAGAGUAGCUCUGGGUUUUGAUGCUUGGGUCACGCAAAGAGGAGCAGUGUGACAUGGUGUGUCCUUUCUCCGGCCAACGAGGCUGUUGCCCAGCUGAGCAGUCUGACAGUUUUACAGCAAGGAGAGAACAAACACAGCGCUGUGCAUGGAAAGCGGCUUCAGGCCGGCCCACCUGGGCGCCUGUAAAAUAGGACCUCCUGUGUCCCGAUGUUUUUUUCAUAUGGUGACUUGUAUUUAAGUUUUAAGACUUUAUUUUCUCACUAUUGGUGUACCUUGUAAGUGUAUUGAAAGUUAAAAUAUAUUUUAAAUAUUGUAUGGGAGAUAUAAUGCUGACAUAUCCAGAUUGGUAUAGUUUUAAGGUUAGUUUGACUUCAGUCUUGACUAAGGAUGACAACAUUGUUAGCUGAUCUGAAAUGAUAUAUAUAUAUGUAUAUAUAAGAUAUAUAUAAGUAUAUGCCAGUGUUGGCUCAAAUGUUCUAUUUACGAUAGUUUUAUAUCUGUGCGGUGCUUUGUACCCGCACAGGACACGGGACAGAAACUGCUCCGUAACGCAGUUUGUGACAUUCAUAGUAUUGUAAAGUGAUGUUUAAAACCAGGCUGUUCUGGACUGCAAACCUGUGCCCAAAACGAACAGAGAGUUCUCUCAAUUUGUAACUUAUUUUUUUAAUAAGAAAUAAAGAUGGUUUUGUUUCCUAAA